GAGCGCGCAAGCGGUUGUUUUGUAAACAGCGAUGAAGCCCCGCCCACCAGCGUGCGCGCGACGGCAGCGGCGGCCUCGGCAGCGGCUCCCGCCCAAGCCCUCCCGGCAGUGGCUUUUCUGGGCCCUCUCACGGACCACUGUAUCGGCGGCCGGCGUACCGGCCGUUACCCUCCCCAGCAGCCCGUCCUCACCUCAGUCGCUUCCCCUUUUUCCCUUCCGUGCCACGUGGGGGGUCAGAGGACGGGCGCCACCUCCACUUCCUGUUCCGGGUUAUUGCGCCGAGCAUGACUCUUGUUUCCAUGGGUCUUCUAUUGGGCGGCUCAGGCCACCAGGCUCAUCGCUGCCCCAAGGGCCAGGUCUAGCAUCAGCUGGAGAGCCAGCCUUAACUUUGAAUCUCCUUUGGUGAAUGAACCCCUUCACAGAACUCCAAAAAUGUAAUUAUGUGGGGUCAAUACAAAUUUUGCAGUUGAUUUAAGGGGGAACUGGAACUGGGCCCCAAGAGAGCUUUGAAUGGCUGGUAAUUAACGGAGAAAGGACAGCUAGGCCAGAUGGUCAAGAAGGAAGUGGAGGAGUCAAGAGGCGCCAACUUUUCCCUGGAUGGCAGAUUGAUGACCCUAAAGCAAAGGCAUAUACCUCAAGGACAAGAUAAAGAGUGAAGCCAGAGGGACAAGAUAAGGAACAACUGCGGAUAACUCCCAGUAACAACCCAAAUAAUGCUGAUUGGAGCAACCUUGAACGCUCCGAUGUAACACAGCGAGUUCCAGAGGCUUGUAUGGGAACUUAUUACUAUAAAAGAAGGGUGUAUUGCCAUGGAACUUUGGGUUUUUUCUGCAUCAACAUUGGAGCUUCAAACACGUUUGACAGAGCCUAGCUCCCCCUCCCUCGUGUGAAGUUUCAUCUGGCCACUGGAACUGACCAAGCAACACUAAAGACUGUGUCGUUAGAAGGACGUGAUAGCUAAGGGAAGCAGCUGGAAACAUAAGGAAGUCACUCUGAACGCUACACUUCAGUCUUCCUUCAGCUGUGGAGGUUACAUCCACUACAGAGCUAUUUUCUUCCAACAGAAGCAAAUUGAUCUUUCUGUCCAAGGAUCUCAAGGCACAAGCAUUAAUGAAUCCAAGCUCACAAUGCUCCUGAGGCAGCAGCGUCUCUGAAGAUCUAAACAUAGAAGGGACAUUGCCAGAACGUAGCCAUACACUAUGGGGUUUCCUGAAAUGAUGCUGAGUGAAGAUUUUGACAACUACUCCUAUUUCUAUGAGUAUGAGGAAGAUGAACCACCCCAGUCCUACCUCAGUGUUGCACACAUCAUCUCUCUUUCCUUGUGCAGUGUGGCGUUUCUCUUGGGGGUGCCAGGAAAUGCCAUAGUCAUCUGGUUUAUGGGGUUUAAAUGGGAUAAAUCAGUCAGUACCCUCUGGUUCCUCAACCUGGCCAUUGCAGACUUCAUCUUUGUUCUUUUCCUGCCUCUCUACAUUACGUAUGUGGCCAUGGGCUUCCAUUGGCCCUUUGGGAAAUGGCUCUGCAAGACCAACUCCUUCAUUGCUUUACUAAAUAUGUUUGCCAGUGUCUUCUUCCUGACCAUCAUCAGCCUUGACCGCUAUAUCCGCCUGGUACACCCAGUCUUUUCCAACAAAUAUCGGACCCUAAGGAACACCCUCAUUCUGAGUGUGAUUAUUUGGAUCUCAGCUGCUGCUAUUGGUGCCCCUGCCUUACACUUCAGAGACACAAUUACCAUUCACAACUCCACUAUUUGCUAUAACAACUUCCAUCCGCAUGACAAAGAACUCAUCCUGAUGAGGCAUAAUAUUUUCAUUUGGGUGAGGUUUGUUUGUGGCUACCUCUUUCCCCUAGUGACCAUGGUCCUUUGUUACUCAUUUCUGGUUCUGAAGGUGAAGAAGAGAACCAUGCUGACUUCCAGCAGGCUUUUCUGGACCAUCCUUGCGGUAGUUGUAGCUUUUUUUGUUUGCUGGACCCCCUAUCACAUAUUUACCGUUCUGGAAUUAUCUGCUCACCAUAAUGAACGCUUCCAUGACUUGCUUCUCAGCGGUAUUCCCCUCUCUACUGGCCUGGCUUUCAUCAACAGCUGCCUCAAUCCAAUCCUCUAUGUUCUGAUUAGCAAGAAGUUCCAAACCCGUGUCAGGGCGACAGUUUCUGAGGCACUAAAACUUGCAGUCUGGGAGGUCAGCCGGUCUGCAACAGUCAGUGAACAACUGCGGAACUCUGACAACAGCUUUCCGGCUGUGCGGUAUUGUGAAACCACUCAGUGACCAGCUCGUAAAAAUCUCUUCCUCACUGCAUAUAACCAGCAGUAGAUUCACAGUCAAACAGAUGUGUAUCUUCGCUACGAAAAAGAACAGUGGGUUGAUUGCAAUCAAUUUAAUGCUGCACCCCAUGUUAGCUGGAUUUUCUUUCUUUUUUCUUUUUAAAGGCUGCAGAAUUUGGAUAGGAUGCUAGUUUGACGUAUAAAGGGCCUGCGUCAAAGCCCACUGCAAUCAGUGGGAUUUAGAUCAGAUAGAGAAAAACUCCCACUAUAAAUCCUGUUGUAUAAAUUCUAGAAGAGGUGUUGAAAGUGACACCUUCUCAACAUAAUCAUAUAUAACAAAAAUAUUUCUCUGUUGAAUUAUGUAGCACCUUAGAUCCAGGAGUUCUCAGCCUAGAGCUCACAUGCUUCCAAUAGUGCUAAAUAAGGAGAACUCCUCGUUAGAUCCCAGCUAGUGGGAGGAGGCCUGGCCUGAGUAGGAAAGGGGUCCCAAUAUAGAAAAGGGUCCCAAAUAUGGAAAAGGUUGAACAAGUGCUGUAGAUUAUUACAACAAAAAUCAAUUAACAUCCCCUGUUUAGUGGUUGAUGUUUCCUUACACACUGCUUGGACAACCCCAUACCCUGGGGUCUGAUACAUUGUGGCUUUCUAGUCAGUUUCAUUUUCUGGUUGUCCAUGUUUUUGAUGUCUUAUGGUGAGGAGGGGAUGUUUGAAUUUUUUUUCCCCUCUCCUGGAAACAUAAAGAAAUAACAUUUUUUUCCUAAUCAUAGUAUAGAUUGCAUGACCGCUGCCUCCCUCUACUACUACACUAGGGUUGCCAACUUUCUACUCGCAUAAAACCGAACAACCUUGCCCUGCCCCUUGCGCCAUCCCUUCUCUGAGGCCCUGAGUUUCCUGUUAGCUCAUGUAUACCCAGUAAAGGUAUAUUUUCAGCCAGCUUGAAUACAUGUAUGUACAAAACUAUACACACAUUCUUGCCUCAGUGUGUAAGAUUGGAGCUGUAACAUGGUUAUAAUACCAUAUGGCCUUGUCUACACAAGUUUACAGUGUAGAUGGGGCUCUCUAUAUAGAUUCAUGCAUAAUAUUCUUUUACACAAAAUAUUCUAUCACUUUGAACUAUAUUUGCACAAAUAUGAAUAGAUCAAUAUUGCCUGCAGCCACAUUUUGGUCUGAGUUCAUUAGGCCUCAUGAGCUGAACGAUGUUAGGCUGGAUCAGUACCAUCUCAGAAAUACACCUAAAUGCUAUAAAAUAUGACGUUGCUAAUUGGUUAGGUACCACUCUUUCCUGAGUCAUUACAGAACUAGUGCCUCAGCAAGGUGUUAUGAGCUUUGUGCUGUGGAAUAUGCCUUAACCAGAAGUUCUACCCUCUCUUCUUUAGGUUCCCUGGCAUUUUUUCCUAAGAGCAGGGUGUUAACCUUCUGCUGUUUUUGAAUACAGUAUUCUUCACUUCCUCUCCUCAGCAGAAAUGCACGGUUGCUGUCUGCUCUUAAAACAGCUCCUUUGUUCAACCCAAAGGGUUCUGGAAAAAUAAUCCAAGUAUAGUGGAUUUCUCAAUCUCAGUGGUAAGGCACAUUGCAGCAAUUCUCUUUGACAGAGUAGUUCAAGCCCUUAUUUUGCAUAGUCAAAAGGGUUAGCAAAGAAGUCAGUAAUUUUGUUUUUCAAAGCUGUGGAAUAUUCAAGAGAUCCAUGCUUAGUAUUGUUGGACUAUCACCAUGGUUUAUUAGGAACAGGAGUUCAGUGACCCAUGGGACAGGAGGACAUAAACCAACAUGUAGCAAGCUUCUUGAGCUUAUAACAACCCUGAAAUAGUUCUAAGAGAGGUACAGAUUUGAAGAGACAGCACAAGAAUGCCAGUUACUGCCACUGGAUAGGGAGAAAAGGACUGGCAACCUGCCCAAGUAAUUCACACCAAGGCACAGGCAUCAUAACUACUGCAUGAGCCACCUCUACAGGAGGAACAGAAGACAUCUAAACAAAACCAAGGAAGACACAGGCUUUGUUUCCUGAGGACAGAGAGAUUGAUGCUAAUGGAGUCUGUACGCUGAUCGAAAUGACAGAUGCUUACUCAAGUCACUGACUAUGGAAAAAUGGCAGGAGCAGCAAAUGCCAGGUGCAGAUGGUGGAGCUAUCUCAGCAGCUGUACAGGCCAGUGCAGGAUGAACUAUCCUGAGAAGGGAAGUGGCUGUUUGAUUGGAAAGCCAGCCUGAGAUUUAAGGAUAACAACUAUUGACAGAUGUCUAGAUAAGAAGUAGAACAGUCCUCUCAUCUGAUCAGCUGCUCUGACAUUCCUAAGCAGUCUGUGAGGUUUAGUACUUGGAUUAGUUUGUGGCUGUUUCUUUUGCUGAUAUUAUACUUGAUUUUUCAAUAAAGGGAAGCUGUACAGUAACCACUGGAUUAUGACCUCUCUCAUGACAGUUUUUACCUUUUAAACUUUUGUAAGCCUGACCCCAUAUCUCUUUCCACUAUUCCUGGUUCUGUUACACCCAGAAUUUACUGUGCCUUUCACUGAUUCUUCUGGAGUGGUGUGUGUUAGAGGCAGACAUUCUUCUCUUCCUUAGGCUGGAAGAGGGAUCUUCAUUCUCCAAGACAAAGCCUGAACAAUACAGCAGGAGCCUGUCUCCUGAUUAGACCUGUGCGAAUAACUGAUUUUUGUUUGCUAGCAGGU
Molecule: messenger RNA, 4920 nt
Organism: Mauremys mutica (yellowpond turtle)
Lineage: Eukaryota; Metazoa; Chordata; Testudines; Geoemydidae
Gene: CMKLR2
Product: chemerin chemokine-like receptor 2
Exons: 7
Coding region: 1200-2264 (354 amino acids)
Biological process (GO): positive regulation of cytosolic calcium ion concentration; complement receptor mediated signaling pathway; phospholipase C-activating G protein-coupled receptor signaling pathway
Cellular component (GO): plasma membrane
Molecular function (GO): G protein-coupled receptor activity; complement receptor activity
Source: RefSeq, a predicted model, not a curated record